Messenger RNA from Petromyzon marinus (sea lamprey), 3852 nucleotides. RefSeq lists its product as uncharacterized. The record is from RefSeq and is a predicted model, not a curated record. Lineage: Eukaryota; Metazoa; Chordata; Hyperoartia; Petromyzontiformes; Petromyzontidae.
AUUCCGUCUAUUCAGCGCACUCUGCGAUUGCCAUUGGCUCAUCGCUAUGGAAGUCGUCGUUCAAAUCCUCGAUUUGCCACCACCAUCAUCAUCGUCGUCAUGAUCGAUCAUGAUCAAUCCACUGCUCGUUGAACAAGGGACCCCUCUAGGGCUGCAGGACCUGGAGGGGGGAGAGUGAGAGAAGAGGAGAGGGCAUGGCGAUGUCCGAGGCGGGCCGCGCCUUCAGCGAGCUGGGCCAGCUCCUGGGACUGGACUUCUCCGCGCGCGACCGCACGGACGUGGCGCCCCACACAUUCCUCUUCUCGCCCAGGGUCCGGGAAGCGGCGGCGAGGGCCGGCGCAGAGGCGGAGGGUGACGUGACGCGCUGGCUGGAGGAGGCGACGCGGAGCCUGCGGCUAGGGGACCCCGUGGGGCUACGCGCGGCCAUCGAGGCCGGGGUCGGGGUCAUCCGGGAAGAUGGCCUUGGGGUCAGCGGCCUCGGGACCGGGGCGGCGGGCGCGGGCGACCCCCGGGGCCGCCAGGGGGCGGCCGGGAGGGGGUGGCUCUUCCUGCAGCUGCUGGGCGCUCGAUCCCUGCGAGAGGCGCUGGAGCCCCUGCGGUCAUGGCGGUCCAUUCCCCGGCGUCAACUGGCCUGCUCCGCUUGCCUCCUAGCUGCCUGCUCGCUCUCCCGGCCCGUGGCGCGGCACCUGUGGGGCAGUAGGGAGCGGGUCCUGCGGGCCCUGCUGGAGGUGGUGGGCGAGGGCGGCGCCCGGGGAGCGACGGAGGCGAGCGAGAAGGCGGCCGCCGGGGGAGAAGGGACGGGCGGAGGAGAUGGUGGGGGCGGAGAGGGGUUGCUGAAUGGAGGUGGAGAGAGCGUGGGAGAGACGGACGAGGAGGGCGACUGCGACUGGGGCGCGGUCGCCGCCUCCAUGGCGGCCGAGUGCCUGCUGAACGUGUGCGCGGGAGACGCGGCGGCACCGCGGAGACAUCUCCCUCCUGGCGCCCCCGCCGCUUCCGGCAUCCCGUCCGGGCGACGGAAGAAGCCGGACGAGAAGCCGGAGGAGGUGGAAGAGGACGAGGAGGAGGAGGAGAAGAAGAAGACGGAGGAGGAGCCGGAGCCGCUGACGCCGUCAGGAGGGGAUGAGCGGGUGACGUGGCUCCUGUCGGCCGGCGCUCUGCCCCACGCCUCAUCGGCCCUCGCCUCGGAGCGCCCGGCCCUGCUCAUCGCGGCGCUCAAACUCAUCCUGCUGGUGCACGACCUGGCGGCGUGGGGCCCCGCCAAGGCCCACGGCUCCCCCAGCGCUGCCGGCAGCGACGACGGCCGGCGACGGCUGGGGCGGACUCAGGCGUCCCUGGAGCGGGCGAGGGAGGCGGUGGCGGCGAUGUCGGCAAGGCGCGCCGCCCGGCUGGCGGUGUUGGCGGGGGAGGAGGAGGAGGAGGAGGAGGAGGAGCGCGGGUACCUGAGGCUCUACGUGGAGAACCGCAGCGUGGGACGCCUCGCUGGAUUCCUCACGCUGCCCGCGCCGGUGGUCGGGACGCCCGGCGCCGACCUGGGGCUGCGCUACCGUGAGCCGGCGCUGCCGGAGCCGGAGGUGGUCUGGUGCGGCCGGGCGUCGUGCGGCUCCCGUGCUGCCGGGCUGCUGCGCUACCGCGUGUGUGGCCGCUGCAAGUUGCUGCGCUACUGCUCCGUGGCGUGCCAGCGGGCCGACUGGCGCGACGGCCACAGGGCUCGCUGUGUGGCACCGCCGCCACCGCCGCCGCCGCCGCCGCCCUCCAACGGGGAACCGGAGCGGCACCUCAGCGACGGCUUCCUCGAAGGGACGCCGUGAGCGGGGCACGCGUAGGCCGGCAGGACGCCGCUGGUGCCCCCAUGGACCCGAAGGACCCGGGCGCCAGCCAAGGGCAGGAUAGCUCGCCGCGGUGGCGAGAUGUUAACGACCUCGCCUGGUAUGCGGGAGCUCGUGGGUUGGAGCCCGACCAUGAUGCCUGUAUAUUUGGAGUUUGCGUGUCUCUGCCCCCGUGAUCACCGUUUUUUUUUCCUCCACAUUUAGAAUCCACGCGCGUUCAGAGCAUUUGGCCGCUAUAAGUAUCCACGUGAUGGAUGAGCCACUUCGUCGGGCUAUCAUUUUGCGAUAGCAAUGUCGCUUCUGCGAAAAAGAGCCGUGUGGCUCAAUGGGCACUUACCUGUUCAAGAAAAAUGGUCGACGUAAUAAUAAUGGGGGAAGAGGCAGAGCAACCCGGCUGUGGACUUUCAUGUUUGUGGGCUCUGGGUCAGCCGUCCGCCCGGCCUCGCCGACCUCUCCCGUGUUACGUGCCUCAUUUCGCGUCUCUCUCGCCAGGCGUCAACUCUCCUCCGUCCCGUUGCUCGUGUCACGUGUCCUGACGCUUUCCGUUUUUUUUCCCACGCUCGCCUAUCUCGCGUGUCCUCGUCCCUGCCCUUGGUAAUUUGCCUCGCCCGUCUGUCUCUCCGUCCCACCUUAGAGUAAAGAUUGGCGCUGUGAGGACAUCCCCCCCCCCCCCCCCCGCCUGAAAAGGGGCCCUGGGCCAGCGGCUUCUGGCUAAGCCGUUGAACAAAGAUGGUCGCUGCAUCGCGCGGCGCUUUCCGAUGCGCUUCUGCGGCCGUUUGUGAACGCUCUUCCGAUGUUCGGAUGCCACUGGAGCCGUGCACUUUCAAAUCGUCUACAUUUGCAAACUCACUUCUCAAAAAGUGCUCCUUGUGUUUAGUUUGUUGUCUUUCCCCCACACCUCCGAUUAGCGCGGUUGGCUACGAACGAUGCAAAAUAAGUUCCAAUGCAAGUGGGUGGUCACGAGCCGGUGGAUGAAGCUCCACAUUCCUAUGCCAAGGACUCGGUAUACUGACAAGACCACCAAUGACUUGUCAUCCAGUUGCCAUCGGCUCUUGUUUUAUUUUAAAUUAGGACGAUGCUCGUUUUACAGACCUUGGUCUAAAUUAUUUUUUAUCGCUUGCUCAGCCUUUUGCUCGUCUCACUCGAGCUGUUGGUUGAAGUUUGACCUUUUUUUUACCGUCUCGUUAACCGCUUGUAGUCGCUUGGUAUAGGUUGAAAACUCACUUCUUCAGAACAGUUUUUUGUGUUUAGUUUGUUGCCCUUUCUCUGUACCUCCGAUUAGCACGGUUGGCUACGUACGGUGCGAAAGAAGUUCCCCUAUAACGCCGUGUGUUUUCAUCACGUGAAUUCGAUAGAACGCGAUGAAUAUUUUGAGUGAGGAAUGCGAAUUGGAUAGAACGCGAUUGAGUGAAUGGAACUAGAAAUAAGCGGUCGUACCGCUGCCUCCGUGUAGCACAACACAAGGCAUUGGAAUGCUGCUGGAUGCUUCAAGAUGCUGCCCACGUGCCGCAGUCUCUGUUCAGCCUGCGUAAGCAUCCCACGUGUUAUCGCGGACUGUGCUUUUCAACCCUGUAUUAAUUUGUAUAACACGAUUUUUCCAUAACGCGGUUUUCUUCAGGAACGCAACUACUCCCGCGUUAUGGGAGAACAGACUACGUACGUGCGUACUGUCAUCGCCGCCGGUGAGCGAGAGAUUUUGCCGCUGCGUGGAUUGGCACGGGGCGGACGGAAACCGGGUGCCAGUGAUCGCGCGGCAGAAGACACGCCACUGUAGAGACGCCCACUAGGCAAAGGCGCCGACUACGCGGGCAAGAAGGAAUCGACGAUGCAGGGCUCCUGAAACCUUGCACCCGGAUUGUCCCUCGCGAUGGAGCAUCUCAAUUGAGAUGGGCUGGAGGAGGCAGUUUGGGAUGUUAACUACCUCGCCCUGGUACCCAGGAGGGGGCAUGGGUUUGAUCCCGACCCUGACGCCUGGUGUGAAUUUUUUUUAUUUUUCUCCCGAUGGUCUGAUUUUUUCCCUCCACGU